Molecule: messenger RNA, 1509 nt
Organism: Echinostoma caproni
Lineage: Eukaryota; Metazoa; Platyhelminthes; Trematoda; Plagiorchiida; Echinostomatidae
Source: the annotation of a GenBank genome assembly
AUGAAGGAAGUUUUGAAGAUAGAAAAACAAAGAAGGCAUGAUGCAGAAGGUGCCAAAGAUAAGGCACUGCAUGAACUGAAACACCUCCGGAAAUUGGCAGAAGAACAGAAGUUACUUGAAAGAGAAACCUUGAUGCAAACGAUUGAUAAAUUGAAGGCAGAAGCACAGGAAAGAGAGAAGUUGUUGGUGAAUCUUGAAAGAUAUGCAGAAAAUUUGGAGAAAAAUCAGCGAUUUGAGAGCCUGCGCGCCACAAAAGCUCAGCGUGAAAUGCGAGACACUUGUCAAAAGCUUCUUGAUAAGAUAAGAGAUUUGGAACAAACCGUACAAAUACGACGAAAGCGAGAACAGCAAAACAGAAUUCGCGCAAUGGGUGACGAGUUGGACAUGGAGUUGAAUCCAUCAGAUCUGUUCCCAUCCCCUCCGGUACUGAAGCCCAAUCCCGUUCGCCCGUUGUCUGCUGUUGUACCCGCAGAACAGAGAGAGGCGACGGAUUUAGCGAAGCAACGACCCAAAAGCAGUUACAAUCUGGUUGUUUUGCCGAAAAUUAACACGAAAGAAUCCGAUGGCGCCAAUGAGAACCAUUCGGUCAAACCAACGAGCACCCCUCAAAAUCAGACAACACAUUCGGCUCGUGAUGAUAUUCUUUUGGAGGAGCUCAGACGAAAUGAAAUGUUAGCCCGCAUACUUGCCGAAUCUCAAUUAGCUCGAGCACAAGAAGCUAUCCCAGCCUCUUUGGAAGCUCUGGGGCACACGGGGAAAAAACUCAUUCGGGAAAGCUCUACGGAUUCGAAAUCACAUUUUCGUCCUACCGAGAAUUCAACAGCAAAACAUGUCGAUCGUGUUCCGGAACAAAGAAAAGUUACCACUUAUCUAGAAGAAGAUGAAAGCACCAGUUCGGUCACACCAGACUGUGUCACACCAACCAGUUUAAUCGAUCCUUCCGAGGUGAUUGAUACGCGCCGGGCCAGUGAGAUAAAUGACGUACAGAAUAAGAAUAAUGAAGCUAGGCAGGAUACGAACAACAAUGUGAAGAGAGAAGUUCACUUGCAAUCUAUCAAACCAACCGAAGCGAACGCGACAAAACUCGUUGCACAACUCACUGUCAACAACCCACUCGUUUUGCAAACUGCUCAAGAGACACCGACAUAUGACACAGUCGAUCUGGUUCCCAUGCCAAACUCGGUCACUCAGAUCUGUAGACCAUGUGGUGAUCAGGAUAUGGACUGUUCUUUCAUUGCGGACCUGAGUGCUGGAAGCCCAUUCAGUUUAGAUGGAAUGACAGCUGGUCCAGAUGAGGAUAUACUCUGGCAAGAAACGCCGUCAGUACAUGUGACCUCAUCUGUGGGUAAUACGAGAUUUUAUCGUCCAUCGAACGAUCUGACAGCGAAUGCAAACAAUGAUGCAGAUGAGUCGGAUAUGAGUUAUUUUUCUGAGGUAAACCUUCAGUUAGAGCUCUCGAUAGAACGCACAUUCUGCUUAUCUACAUCAUUUUAUGAGGCUUUGGUGUAA